UGUUUCACAAAUUCCUUUUCUUCGAUUCUGCCUGCUGCUAUUCUGUCCUGUGCUAUCCGGGGGCUGUUAUUUCCAACAAGGUAUGGAAGUUAAGAUGGAAAUGAAGGUGGAAGAUGCAUAUAGGAAGUCAAUGGAGACAGUGUUGAAUUGGAUACAAGAUACUGUAAAUCUUAACAAGAGUCAAGUUUUCUUUCGUACAUAUACACCCGUGCACUUCAGAAGUGGAGAUUGGAGAAGCGGUGGAAGUUGUCAUUUGGAAACACUGCCAGAGCUUAACAUGUCAUUAGUGCCUAAUGAUAACUGGUCACAAUUCAAAAUAGGCAAUUCAUUGCUAUCAUCACACAAAAACAGCACUGAACUUGUCAAGUUAAAAAUAUUGAAUAUAACAGAGAUGACAGCUCAGAGAAAAGAUGGACACUCAUCAAUUUACUAUCUUGGUCCGAAUGGCGGCACGGCGGCACUCCAUCGGCAAGAUUGCAGCCACUAGUGUCUGCAUGGUGUACCUGAUACAUGGAAUGAGCUGCUUUAUGCAAUGUUCAUGAAACAUGAAGGCUUCUCAUAGCAAGGAACUUCAAAGAGUCGUGGAAUUCUUUUUUAUUUGUCUUGGGCAGCAAGGACUCACAAAUUGUUCUCAACAGUCUCAAAAAGACGCUAACACGUUACACAGUACAAGACUUGAAUUUUGGAGUACAUAUAUACAAUCAUAGAUAAAAGCCUUUGAUUGUGCAGAUAUUUUGAUUAGUGUUGUUAUGAACAUAUUUCUUCUUUUAUGUUAUUACCGGGAAUAUAGUUU
Molecule: messenger RNA, 793 nt
Organism: Arachis duranensis
Lineage: Eukaryota; Viridiplantae; Streptophyta; Magnoliopsida; Fabales; Fabaceae
Product: protein trichome birefringence-like 10
Exons: 3
Coding region: 83-487 (134 amino acids)
Cellular component (GO): Golgi apparatus
Molecular function (GO): O-acetyltransferase activity
Source: RefSeq, a predicted model, not a curated record